AUGAAAUUUCAGUUGGGUUAUUAUCGCAACAAAACACACACAAAAAAAAUGCUUCGGGGAAUCAAACGUGUGCCUCGACUCAAUGUGGGUGCCUCUAAGCGGCUAUACUCGACCGAAGCCGGCGACACCAAAAUCCACACUCUUUCCAACGGCCUGAGAGUCGCAGUCCGACCUUCCCCAGGCUUCUUCUCAGCCCUGGGUCUCUAUGUCGAUGCAGGCUCCCGGUUCGAGCCCCGAAACCUCAGUGGCGUCAGUCAUAUCAUGGAUCGACUGGCAUUCAAGCAGGCGACCCAGCGACGGUCUGCCGACGAGGUUGCUGACACCAUCGAGUCUCUAGGAGGCAACUUUUUCGGCUCCAGUGCCCGAGAGAGCAUCAUUUACCAGGCCACAGUGUUCAACAAGGACGUAGAGACGGCUCUGGCGCUGCUGGCCGAAAGCGUGAUUGUGCCCCAGAUCACCGAGGAGGACGUGGGCGAAAAAAAGAAGACCAUGGAGUUCGAGCUGGACCAGCUGUGGAAGGAGCCUUCGCUGAUUCUGCCUGAGGUGGUCCACAUGACUGCAUACGACGGCACUCUGGGCAACCCUCUGGUGUGUCCCUACGAGCAGCUUCCCCACAUCAACGCCCGGGCCGUCAACGAGUACCGGGAUCUCUUUUACCAUCCCGAGCGGUUUGUUCUGGGUUUUGUGGGAGUGCCUGAGGAGAACGCCAUUGAGCUGGCCGAAAAGUACUUUGGAUGGAUGAAGCGGUCCGAUAAGCAGCUCGAAAACCCCGCCAGUGUCUACGUUGGAGGCGAGCAGUUCAUGGACGCUGCCGAUACCGAGUUUGCCCACAUUCACGUUGCUUACGAGGGUCUUCCCGCUGAUGAUCCUGAUGUGUACGCUCUGUCUUGUCUGCAGACUCUGCUCGGAGGAGGAGGCUCCUUUUCCGCAGGAGGUCCCGGAAAGGGUAUGUAUUCGCGACUCUAUCUCAAUGUUCUCAACCGGUUUGGCUACAUUGAAUCGUGCCAGGCUUUCAACUACCAUCACAGUGACUCCGGUAUCUUUGGAAUCUCUGCCUCGUGUGUCCCCAACGCCGCUCCCUACAUGGCUGACGUUAUUGGUCGACAGCUGGCUCUCACUUUCACCGAGGGCGAGGGCAGUCUGACUCACCAGGAGGUUGAGCGAGCCAAGAACCAGCUGCGGUCUUCUCUGCUGAUGCAGCUCGAGUCCAAGGUGGUGCAACUCGACGAUAUGGGCCGGCAGAUCCAGCUGCAUGGCCGAACGGUGCCCGUGACGGAAAUGUGCAAGAACAUUGAAAACCUGACCGUCAAGGACAUCAAGAGAGUAGCCCAGCGGGUGCUGACCGGCAACUCCAACAACCCCGGCAACGGCAGCGGCAAGCCCACAGUUGUCAUGAACGGAGUGCGAGCAUGGUUCGGAGACGUGGAGCUUGUGCUGGCCAAGUACGGACUGGGAAAGCAGUCCAAGGGCGGAAUUCACACUUCCUCUAGAGCCCGAAACGAGGCCAGAAAGAACUGGUGGUGA
This is a messenger RNA of Yarrowia lipolytica CLIB122, 1524 nucleotides long. RefSeq lists its product as uncharacterized. Gene Ontology annotation, cellular component: mitochondrion. The record is from RefSeq and is a predicted model, not a curated record. Gene Ontology annotation, molecular function: metal ion binding. Lineage: Eukaryota; Fungi; Ascomycota; Dipodascomycetes; Dipodascales.